CGGGGCUAGUGUUAUAAUGGGCGGGCCUAGGCUGCAGUAUAGCAACUCUCUGUUCGACUUGAUGCCCAUUCAGCUGCCCACGUGGUGGAGAACAUAAAAAAGAAACUGCCGGACCGUAAUGAAACACAAGUGAAAUAUGCGGAAAGAAAUUGCAGCUGUGGUGUUCUUCCUGAAGACGCUGAUAAAGAAGAGAGAGAAGUUGGAUUCACACAAAAUUGAGUUGUUUGUUGAGAGAUUGGCUGUGGCACUGCAGGAGAAAUUCAGGGGGCACUGGUACCCUGACAACCCUAGCAGAGGCCAGGCAUUCAGGUGCAUCCGAGUGAACAGGUUCCAGCGUCAGGACCCAGAGCUGCUUCGUGCCUGCCAGGAGAGUGGAGUUCACUACAAUGACCUGGGGCUGCCCCGAGAACUCACACUGUGGGUGGACCCAGGGGAGGUCUGUUGCAGAUAUGGAGAGCAAAACCCAUGUUUCUCAGUGGCCAGUUUCUCAAGUGAUGAUGAGGACAAAGAUGUCACAAAGAAGGUGACCAGCGCUUUGGAGAGGGUGACGUCAGACUACCACUCAGGUUCUUCUUCCGAUGAGGAGAGCACGUUUGCUUCCCCCCUUACUAUUCCCUACAGUCGACGCACUCACCAGGCAAUGAACCCAGCUGCUCCCACAUGGCAUCCAAAGAAGAAGAUGGUGCCCGGGAAAGGUCACAUCCUUCCUCGUCCUCAAUAUGGCUUCAGGCCCCGCGGCAGAGUCCCCCACACCUUAAGACAUAACGUAUGGAUCCCUCCUGGUUAUGGAGGAGGGCCUGCAUACUGGGACAACAACCAAAAUAUGGCACACUGUUACAGUUAGGGACCAUGGUGUUUAUAGUUCACACUGGACAUUUAGGGAGCAAAGGCUGAAGGAACCAGUAAGAUGACUGACCAAUUUUUUUUCUUCUUUUUUUUUUUUUUAAGAAGAGUUUUUAUAGUUAAUUUUUUUUCCCUAAGACAAUAACUAUUCUUGCACUUUAGACCAUUUGUAAUAGUUUGACUACAAUUAUCACUUUUAAUAAAUUAGCUAUAUUGGAAGUCAUACUUACUUUGUAGUCUUGAAAUAUGUAUUGUAUUUUUAUGAUGGGAAAACUGCAUGUAUGCCACCUACCGUCCUUUUGUGAGUAAACGUUUUAUUUAUUCAUAGAGUAGAAUUAUGAGAUCUAUAGGCUUUUUAAAUUAUGAAGUCUUAUUAAACACCAUUUACAAGCAUCGUAAUGCACUGUGCAGUUGAGUGUUUAUUCUUUUAUUAUUUUUUAAAAUGAUAGUGGGUUGUCUAGCCUCUGAGUGUAAUUUGGUACAUUCCUUUGGGUAAAGUGGAACUUCAUUAAAGAAAAUGCUGUAACACUGA
Molecule: messenger RNA, 1375 nt
Organism: Myripristis murdjan (pinecone soldierfish)
Lineage: Eukaryota; Metazoa; Chordata; Actinopteri; Holocentriformes; Holocentridae
Gene: btg3
Product: B-cell translocation gene 3
Exons: 5
Coding region: 137-844 (235 amino acids)
Cellular component (GO): nucleus; cytoplasm
Source: RefSeq, a predicted model, not a curated record